UAAAUUGCCAGAGUGGGCUGUGGUAGGGGGCUUGUUGGGCCUCUGUGUACUUGGGAUGCCAGGAGCUAUUUUGACUUCCAGUCCAGACGGCUGGGGUACAAUAACUUUUGUUCUUUAGAGACUGGUACACGAGACCAUUGCUGUUCAUUCACUUCCACAGAGCAAAAAGAGAACAGCUUUGGUCGGGGCGUGCCUUCGUGACGCCGUCGACAGAGCAGUUGUCAGGAACGCGCGUUUUGAAGAGGGCUCCGAGUCACGUGGUACGCGCUGAUUGACAGCUCUGGGUUGGAGGCGAAGACAAGACUAGAAGCAAGGCGUGUACGGGAGGCAGUGUCUGCGGCAGCGGUCUCUCCUAUUUCUCUAGCUAGCUGCUCCGCGAAAACCUGAGGUGACAGUUGUCGCAGCGCUUUUUUUUUUUUGUUUUGGGAUCGUUCGUACUGACCGGGAACCUUCUGUGAAGUGGACUUACGCGAGGGAGUUGUUUGUCACUCGGGCUUGGAAAGUUUAGCCCGUGCAGCAAGGUUGCUUCCCCGGCAUUCUCCCGAGCCUCAGCCGAGGCAAGUGAAAGUUUACUAUGAAAAUAUAGCUGAUGUUGUAAUCCAGUAUAUAAAACAUAGCUUCAAAAGGUUAAAGGAAAUCGUUUUACAGAUGCUGGAAGAUGCUAACUUCAGAGAAAGGAGUUGUAGAGGAAUGGUUAUCAGAAUUUAAGACAUUGCCUGAGACAUCUAUUUCCAGUUAUGCUUCUGGCUUGAAAAACAAGAUUUCCCUUGUAUCAGCCCUGUAUGAAGUCAUUCAGGAGAUUCAGAGUGAGUUGCUGGAGCCUGUCUGCCACCAGCUUUUUGAGUUCUAUCGGAGCAAAGAAAAAUGUCUCCGGACAUUCACACUUCAGUUUUUGCCAGAACUCGUAUGGUGCUACCUUUCCAUGUCUUCCAGCAGAGACCUACAGAGCUGUGGCUGUAUGGAGGCGCUGCUUCUCAGUAUCUACAAUUUGGAAAUAAUGGAUGAACAAGGGCACAGCAAGAUCUUGUCAUUUACUAUCCCAUCCUUGUCUAAGCCGUCUGUGUAUCAUGAGCCUUCCAGCAUCGGUUCUAUGGCACUUACUGAAGGAGCACUGUCUCAGCAUGGCCUUACACGAGUUGUAUACAGUGGCCCUCAUCCCCAGAGGGAGACGCUAACUGCACAGAACAGGUUUGAGGUGCUGUCAUUUCUUCUACUUUGUUAUAACUCUGUUUUAAAUUCAAUGCCUGCGGUCUCCCUUCAGUCCUUGUGUCAGAUGUGUUCACGGCUCUGCGUCUGUGGAUACCCUCGCCAGCAUGCAAGAAAAUACCAAGGGAUUAAGAACAGAAUACCAAUAUCAUCAGAGUUCAUGGUUCAACUUCUGACUGGAAUUUAUUACUCAUUUUACAACGGCGAAUGGGAUGCAGCCCGCAAAGCCCUGGAUGAUGUUCUGUAUCGUGCACAGUUGGAACUCCUCCCAGAGCCUCUCUUGCUUGCUAAUGCGAUAAAAGCAUCUCUGCCUCGAGGAGCACUGAAGGGGAAUAAAGAUGGCAGCAGCAGGUGUAUCCAGGUGGAGAUCACACCAACUUCAUCCAGAAUAUCACGUAACGCUGUUACCAGCUUGUCUAUUAGAGGCCAUCGCUGGAAGAGGCACGAUUCUGCAGAUUUAACAUCUCAAGAUGAGCUGGCAGAAAUGUGUGAGGCUUCUGAAGGAUUUAGCCCCAGAGCUGCAUCUAGCACUAGUCACACAGUCUUAUCUCAUAGCAACAGCAGCAGCUUCAGCAAGCCACCCUGUGGAAAGGCCCAGCGAAGGUCUCUUGGAAGCAGAACAGGGGGAAAAGAAAGGGAAUCCUCAGGAGAGUCUUGCCGGGAACAUCUCAGCAGAAAGCAAAACCAGAGGGCCUUGAGUGAGAACCUGGAAUUAGUUUCUAUGAAGAGAUUGACUCUGACAAGCAGUCAGUCUCUGCCCAAGCCUGGGAGUCCUAGUCUUGCAAGAACGGCGACUGCUGUUUUCAGUAAAUCAUUUGAGCAGAUGAGUGGGACAGCAGCUACUAAUUCUGUACCUGCAAACACUGUCACUACUAGAAUCAGCACAGAGACAAAUAGGUUUAGUGCCUGCAGUCUACAGGAGGAGAAGCUAAUGUACAUUUCUAAAAGGACAGAGCUUUCAGUGCCCAAUAGAUACCAGCCAAGGUCCCCUAGUAUAUGCAUAACACUAUCUUCAGACUAAUGUUAGGGUCGAAGAUAAUAGGAAGCCAUGUUUUACCUUAUUCAUAUCCGUAAUUACCAGAGCUCUGACGCUUUGCUACCAGGGACACACGCAGACUCUUACUCUGAACUUUAUCCAUGUAAUUAACCAACUAAAACCUUAACUUAUUUUUUUAUAGUUCUUUAAGAUCAGCCAUAUAAAUGCGAUACAGCAUUGCCCAUGGUGCAUCGACAGCACUUAAACAUUUCCAUCUGCAUCUUAAUGAUCUCUCCAGACCUCAAGGGAACAUGUCCUACUUCACAGGGAUGGAUUGUGUGAAGUUUGCUCUUAGGCAAUGCCUCCAUUUAUGUUUGAAAUACGUGUACCUACAUUGCCUGAUCAUAGCCAAUCACAACGUCACAGGAAGCAGAUAUUUUUAACAUUAUUAGCUUUAGUGUGCAGACAUUAUAUUGGUUCCUCUCUUAUAUUUGUAAAUGGUACAGUGUAUGUGCUUUUUAGCUUCUUUUCACUAAAGACUGAUAAACUCCCUACCCUUUUUUACAGUCUGAUAUUAACUGUGCUGGUCGGGUUCAGCUGAUCAGUUUGUUGGUAUCUGCACACAUUUAAAUCAGUACCGUUCAUAUCGCACAUAUUGUAACACCGACAACCAGCGCUGAUGGAAAUAGUUUGUAUUUUACGGCAUGUUGUAUGUUUUUGAUUGUUUUUAAGGAAUAUAAAUGGCAUAUUUUUAUAA
Molecule: messenger RNA, 2939 nt
Organism: Xenopus laevis (African clawed frog)
Lineage: Eukaryota; Metazoa; Chordata; Amphibia; Anura; Pipidae
Gene: hycc1.S
Product: family with sequence similarity 126 member A S homeolog
Exons: 12
Coding region: 659-2227 (522 amino acids)
Biological process (GO): protein localization to plasma membrane; phosphatidylinositol phosphate biosynthetic process
Cellular component (GO): plasma membrane; cytosol
Source: RefSeq, a predicted model, not a curated record